AUGACCAAAGACUCAUCACACACCUACAUCCAUCUGCAUCGCAGCCACCAUGCCGAUCUUCUGGAGGACUUCAAUCGCACCCAUCUACCUCAUGAAGAGAUCUAUGUGCCACCUCAACACCAGCCUCUGAACCCAGAUGACGAAGACGAUGUUGUUCCAGAGCAGCACGCCGCUUUCGGCAUCCAAAGAGCCACUCAACGUCAGCAAGAACCUGCUUGGCGUGAUCUUGGUCUAGACAGGAUUUUGAAUGAAGGCCCACCGAAGAGUCAAAGACAAAACGAGCAACUAUCAAAAUCUCACCGGGCACAAACUUCCCUCUCAACCGACAAUUACCUCGAGAUAUUCGAUCUUGCCUCACGACAGAGUUAUGAGACACCUGACACAAUCUGUGUUCUUGACGAUCCCGAUCACAACUAA
This is a messenger RNA of Aureobasidium melanogenum CBS 110374, 417 nucleotides long. RefSeq lists its product as uncharacterized. Lineage: Eukaryota; Fungi; Ascomycota; Dothideomycetes; Dothideales; Saccotheciaceae. Gene Ontology annotation, biological process: positive regulation of mitotic metaphase/anaphase transition. The record is from RefSeq and is a predicted model, not a curated record. The coding region runs from base 1 to 417 and encodes 138 amino acids. Gene Ontology annotation, cellular component: anaphase-promoting complex. The transcript is spliced from 3 exons.